Molecule: messenger RNA, 2769 nt
Organism: Rhopilema esculentum
Lineage: Eukaryota; Metazoa; Cnidaria; Scyphozoa; Rhizostomeae; Rhizostomatidae
Source: RefSeq, a predicted model, not a curated record
GAAAAGGAAAUUUGGGUUGCAAAUGUGAAAACAUGUGCGGAAGACUGGUUCGUUGGAAGAGCGGAGGAGGAAAGUGUUGCCUCAAAACGAUCAACCUCAGCGAGCGGAAAAUCUGCAGCCAGAUUGGCGGAAGAAUCCCGGAAGAUUAAAAAGCUGAAGAAAAUGGAAAUUCUACUAAUAAAGGAACAGGAACUCGAGCGAAGAGUUAAGUUUAUGGGAAUUGAGUUGCAACAAGAAGAGAGAAGUCAGAUUAGAGAAAAAAUCGUGAAAUCUCAGUCAAGAAGUCAAGUCAUUCAAGAAAUGGAGGAUGAAGAAGCUGAAAGUCAAAGUUUGGAUGAAGAAGUUGCUUACAACGAAAGGCUGGACAAACAAGGAGAAGACAAUGAAGAUUCAAGUCUGUGUGGUGUUGAUGCUGUAAACAUUACAAGAAAGGAACCCAUUUUAAAAAACUUGGUGAAGUUCUUCUGGAACUUCAAAACCCGAAAUUGGAAAUUAAAAAGUUUGAUGGAGAUUGCCUGUCUUUCACCGAAUUCAUGAGGCAAUUCAAGUCCAGAAUAGAGAAAAUUUGCAAUGAUGACGAAAAGAUGGCUUAUCAAGAACAGUUUACUACUGGAGAAGCUCAUCGCAUUGUUACAGGGUAUUCAUUUUUGCCCUCAGAUGUUGGAUGCAAGGCAGCUAUCAAACAACUGUCACGACGUUAUGGUAAUGCUGAGGUGAUAGCUAACAGCUAUGUGCAACAGGUUUUACAAUGGCCGUCGAUUAAGGCUGAAGAUCCAAAGUCAAUUUACGCCUUUUCAAUAAUUUUGAAAGAAUGCCAAGCUGCAACUCGAUGCAUUAGAACUAUGAACAUACUUGAGCAUACAGAAAACCUGCGACAGAUCUUGAAGAAGCUACCAGUCUACAGGCAUGAUCGCUGGCGAAGAACUGUGCAGGAGUUGCAUAAAAAUGGAAAGGUGGUGAAGUUCUCGAAUCUAGUAGACUUUGUUGAGUUAGAGGCCAUGAAGUUGAAUGACCCAGUCUGGGGCAGAAACGCUCUUUCUUGUUUACAGAAAAGGGAACAAAAGUAUUCAAAGGUUAUGACAGCAGCAACUGAUGCUAGUGAAGGCCUGCAGUGCUGGGGUUGUGAUGGACCUCAUCGCAUCAAGGAAUGUCCGAAGCUGAAAGAAAGCAAUCUGACUGAAAGAAGAAGUCUCGUGUACCAAGUUGUCAGAUGCACGAGGCAUUUUACAAUAACCACCAGGUUCUUCUUGCAUCGGAGAAACACAAGGUUACUGUCAGUUAUCUUGAACUGGAACAAAAGCAUCGUUCAUUUCCCAGCGGUUACCUAUCCGAGCUAUAGAGUACUUUCUCCUUCAACCAUUUCUGCAUUUCCAACAAUUUACAAAAAGUAUUGGACGGUCUCUGCAAGUGAAAACAUCUGCAACAAAAUCGACAGAGAAAAAGAAGCUAUUUCUGCUGAAUUUCAAGAGACUGCACUCAAAAAUCGCCGAGAGAUCAAAUUAAAAGAAAAAGACAUUGGUUAUCAUUCGUAUUUACAUGAUCAAACAAGAUAAGGUACAAUAUCCGUCACGUUUAAUUGUUCAGUAUAUCACAUAAGUACAACAUGUGACAUUGCUUAUGUAGUUACACCAAAACUGAAGAUACCCAGCCAGCUUGAAACAAGCAAAAAGCAUCGAUUAUGUCUUGAAGUACUCCAACAGCGUUACUUGCACCUCAUCUACAUUUACAAUAAUAUACAAAAGCAUUACUAUGUCGUGUAAUCAUUCGCACUAUUUUUAGAUACCAUGCAAAUUAAUUACAAGACCUAUACACCAGUUGGAGAGUCAGAUAAAAAGCCUUGAUCAAAUGCUCGCAACAACAAUCAGCAUUAGCUACUAAAAGGGUGUAAAUUGCAAUUAGCUACUUAUGAUUCUCCAUUCGAGGUUGUUCAUCUGCAGGGGAUGGCAAGAGCGACAGCCAUUUCCCAGUCUUGUAGUGCUUGUCGUUAUAGCACCGUGAAUCGCCUUUCAUCACUGUCCAGAAUUGUCGAGAAAUUACAAUCUGUUCAGAAUGCACAAGAUGCCAAAGCAUUUCUAGUUGUUGUCCAGUUUCUAGCUGUUAUUUCCAAGAUACUCCUUUAAGAACCCUCUUAUUCUAUCCAGAAGGAGUUUUUAGGACGGAAAAUAUUGAGCGAAUUGUUGUAAGCAUUUGGACAAGGCUUAACACUUAUAUACAAUAUACAGCUGCAGUUAUUCAAUCUUAUGAACAUGUCAUGUUUACAUAACAAUGCAUGAAAUUAUUUUGGAGAAAAACGCCCAGCCCAUAAAAACAUAAGUGAUUGUGAAUGUGCUUAGGAGUGGCGCAGAAACAAAUCCAAAACUAUAUUCAGAUCAUAUACCAUAAAUUUGAAAACGAAAGAGAGACGAGAGAGAGUUUCUGAUAUUGUUAACAUCCGAGGGGCAUUGGAAAAUUAGGGAUUCCUCCCUGUCUGUGGAAAAAAUGCAGGAGUUGUCUCAAAAUUUUCGAAAAACCUGCCAGUGUCUCCCUCAAUUACAACUGCUUCCAAAUCAGUGGACUUUCAACCACUUCUGCGAACACUUUGAAAAUAGAUGCAACUUCGCCACCAAAGCCAUUCACAACGGGAUUGUUAAAUAGAAGGUCAAGGAACUAGAGUACAUCAAAUAACUCUUAACUACGAUUUACAAUUUGUUAAAAGAAGUACCCCACCUUAAACCACAAUAAACCAACAUAAGCAUAUAAAGUGGAGUCUGGAACAGUUGUGCUUAGAGU